Capronia epimyces CBS 606.96 is the source of this 198-nucleotide messenger RNA. RefSeq names its product large subunit ribosomal protein L29e. The record is from RefSeq and is a predicted model, not a curated record. The coding region runs from base 1 to 198 and encodes 65 amino acids. Gene Ontology annotation, biological process: cytoplasmic translation. Gene Ontology annotation, molecular function: structural constituent of ribosome. Gene Ontology annotation, cellular component: cytosolic large ribosomal subunit; ribosome. Lineage: Eukaryota; Fungi; Ascomycota; Eurotiomycetes; Chaetothyriales; Herpotrichiellaceae. The transcript is spliced from 3 exons.
AUGGCCAAAUCCAAGAACUCGUCCCAGCACAAUCAAUCCAAGAAGGCUCACAGGAACGGCAUCAAGAAGCCGAAGACCCACCGAUAUCCUUCUCUGGCGGGCACCGAUCCUAAGUUCCGAAGAAACCACAGACACGCACUGCACGGAACCAUGAAGGCGCUGAAGGAGGUCAAGGAGGGAAAGAGAGAAGCCGCAUAG